Molecule: messenger RNA, 3720 nt
Organism: Monomorium pharaonis (pharaoh ant)
Lineage: Eukaryota; Metazoa; Arthropoda; Insecta; Hymenoptera; Formicidae
Exons: 4
Coding region: 1299-2354 (351 amino acids)
Source: RefSeq, a predicted model, not a curated record
UAAAAAUAGAAGCUCUAUAAUCAACUGUCACGAUGGAAAAAUUCCUUGCAUUUAUACCAGUAAUUCUUCAGGAAUUUUCCCAUCGUGAUAAUUGCUGUGACAAAUAAUUAAUUAUUCUUUGAGAAGUUGUAAAAUUAAUGGUUAUUGACUUUAGUCAACAGUACACGUUUCUGUGUUAGCAUACAGUCACAUGUAUAUCAGGAAAUAUAUCACACAGUAUGCAACAGUUUAAUACUUUUGUUUGCAUUGAAUUAGCACAAAAAAAUAUUUAUGUUAACAUAUAUGUUAAUAGCAUAUUAUUUAAAUUAUUAUUGUUUUAAAUUACCCGGAAAUAGCAUGAGAAUAAAUUGUGUUGAAUAUGACAUGUUUUCAUAUACUUUGCUUUAUUACUGAAAUAUAUCGCACACGUGGAAAUAUGUCAGAAGCAUCAUGGAAAUAUUUCAAGGCGCAUGAAUUACAUAAUUUUAUUAACAUCCAAUCCAUCUAAAGAAAUUACAAGAUUAUUUAUAAAGUAUACAUCAAUAAACUUUUAUUUUUAUAAUUUAUUUUACAAAGUUUAUACAUAAAAAUUUUAAGUCAUUAGUAUCUAUAAUUUUUAAAAAUUUAUGUAUUAAAAUUAUUUUCUUUAAUACUGUUAAAGGAAUAAUAUAGAACAUAAAUCAUAGAACACAUAAGAUAUUUUCAAAGUUUCUUUAUUAAGAAAUUCAUAUAAAUGUGGGAUAGACCAAACAGCACACUGUUAAAUUUUUUUCCAUAUUUUUGUACAAUUCCUCAGUGUUUAAAUUUUUAAACUAAUGUAAAAGUAUAAUAGUUUUACAAGAUACUGUAAUAACAAAAUAUGAAAUAUUUAAACAUUCAAAACACAUUUAUAUAAUAUUAAAGUAACAAUUAUUUUCAGUUUUUUAAGUACUUCCUAUUUACAUUGUUAUAGACAGGAUAGGCACAAAAAUAAAUUUUUAAUAAAAUUUAUAUUAUUGUUAAUAAAUCUGUUUAUUUAAAGCCAUAUUAUAGUGUAAUGUAACACAACUGUUCACUGUUAUGUUUAUCUAAUACUAAUAAAAAAGAAUAUAAUAAAAAGAGAGAAAAAGAAAACAAAUAAAAUUAUAAUUAAAAUUAAGAUUUUAAGUAAUUUAAGUAAGGAAAUUCUUAUCAGCUUUUGUAAUAAGAACAAAAACAGCAUUAACAAGCAAAUUUAUUAUUUUUUUGCAGCCUCUUCCUCAUACCGUUUUAAAAUAUAUAUGUAUAGUAAAAUUUGACAAUAAUUAAUAAAACAAAUUUUUUUUUAAUUAAUUACAGCUAUGGUUUCUAAAUUAGAUCAAAGUGUUGGUGAAGUCAUUGAAGCUUUAAACAAUCGGAAAAUGUUAGAAAAUAGUAUUGUACUUUUUAUGUCUGAUAACGGAGCACCCACUGAAGGUUUUCUGCAAAAUUAUGGCAGUAAUUAUCCCCUUCGUGGAAUAAAAAAUAGUCCUUGGGAAGGUGGUGUGCGAGGAGUGGCCGCAAUUUGGAGUCCUUUAAUAAAAAAUCGUAAACGAGUUUCAAAUCAAUUAAUAUCUGUAGUUGAUUGGCUGCCUACUUUAUUAUCCAUUGUUGGUGAUGCAAACAUUCCAAAAAUUGAUGGUCGCAAUAUAUGGCCAACGUUAGAAUCUGACAAACUCAAUCUUAGACAAGAAGUGCUGAUAAAUAUUGAUGAUAUCAAUGGUUAUUCAGCUAUUCGUCGUGGUAACUUUAAAUACGUGAACGGUGAGACGCCUUUGCGUUUUACUUGGAUAGGAGAUUCUGGAAAAUCACCUGACGAAAAUCGGCCAUCAUAUGACCCUGAAAAAGUACUAUAUAGCAAAGCAGGAAUUGCUUUUGCUGAGACAAUUAAACAAAUAUCAAAACAAAAAGUCAAUCAACUUCAAGUUGAUAUAACAAGAGAGAGCAUUUUAACUUCUAACAAAAUUCUACAAUUAAGACAACAGGCUGAAGUCCAUUGCAAUGUGACGGAACAGGAAAAGAUCCCCUGUGAUCCAAUGAUAUUUCCAUGUCUCUUCAAUAUAAAAGAUGAUCCUUGCGAAAUGAUCAACAUUAUUGAACAGAAACCUUUCGUUGCAGCAAGUUUAGAGAUGACCCUAUUAAAAUACAGAUUAACUAUGGUACCACCAAGCAACAAAGAAAUGGAUUUUCAAGCAAAUCCGAUACACUGGAAUAAUACUUGGACAUAUUGGCAAGAAUCCCAACCAUCUUUGAUUAAAGUCUUUACUUGUACAUACUCGAAUAUGUAUAUCGCUUUAAUUGUUUUCAUACUCUUUGUUAGCAUAGGAAUCUCUUUGGGAUUUAAAUUAUAUUAUUCUAAAAAACAAAAAUUAAAAUAAAUAGAUAAUAAUAUAUGAAUUAAAUUAGAACCAACAAAAAUGUCAAACAUAAAUAAUGUUAACCCUGCAUAAAAUGUCUUAUUCAAAAAUAGUGUUUCGCAUUCACAAGAUUUUAUUAUGAAUUCUGCUUUGCAAAAAUCUCGGAUUGAAUCGUGGCCAAUACUUUUCAAUGCGAUAUUGAGAAUAAAAUCAUGAAAUCUUGUAUGCCUCUGAAUCCCAUAACAAUUAGCAGAAGUGAAUCUUUUAUAAUGCGAGGGUUCGUAUUCAUUUAAAUGCCUCUUAUUGCGAUUAAAUGUGAAGAAUGUUUAAAGUCAAGUACAUUCUUUUAAAUGCGACAGUGAAUAUUUAAAAUAAAUUGAAUCCUCAAAAAACAGAAUCAGAAGAUAUUUAAUUAAAUCUAAUCUAAUGUCUUCUGAAUUCUGCUUUUUGCAAAAUGUCAAUAUUUUUUUAUUCUUUUCAAUCCGACGUUUUAUGCAGGGAAAUCAAAUACAUGUCAACCUAAAAAUAAGAAAGUCUCCCAUACAGCAUAGAAGCUUUCAGCAACAUUGCUGCAACGUUACAAUAUUACGAAUUGCAAUGUUCCAGAGACGUUUCAGAAACAUGCAAUAUCAAUAUUACACUAUUUAUCUUUUUAGACGGACAUCUUCCGUUUUAUAAAUGUAUAUUUAUCCGAUAUCAAUCCAUUUCUAUUAUAAACUAUUUUAUGUAAAUGUAAUUUUAAUCUAAAACAUAUUACUCAUUGCAUUAAAAUUCGUAUAAUACAAUUAAACAUUCUUCUAUUACAUUUUAUUUAUUUAUUGAAGUUUCUUUUCUUUGUACAAAAAUUUAUGUAAAUAGAACGAUUGAAUAAUUUACAAUUAUCAUGCGAAUUACUUCUGCAUUAUCUGUGAUUUGUCUUACACGGCUUUUCUUUGAUGUAAAAUCAACAAUAAUAUGAUAGUGUAGUUGUAUGAAGCCAAAAGACAAUCAUGGAUAAUUUACAAAAUAUAUAAUUAUUAAAUUAAUAAACCAACAAAAUAAGACGGCAACUUUUUAUAAUAGACAUCUUUAAAUUCAGUAACACAAUAACCAAUUUCUAGCAUCUUGUAAUAUAUAUUUCAUUGCGUAUACUUAAUUGUAAAUAAUUUAGUCAGCAAAUAAAAAAGACAAAAUAUUAUCUACUAUUUUAAAUUUUAUCUUAUAUUUUAUGCAUAUCUGCUGUACAACAUUAUAAUACAUAUAAGUCUGCUUUUUAUAUUCUCUUCUUUUUCGAGAAAGAGAGCGACUUUUCCGAAAAAUAUGCUAAUUACAUUCUGUACAUGUGUAUGUUUAAUUUCAAAAAUAUUUUUUUCUGAUUUUCUUUUAUCACUCACAAUCCUUGUACAAA